GUGAUCUCAACGACUUGUACGCUACCUGCUCUACUACACUCACGCUCUCCACGACAUCAUGCACACCGCCGCACACGACAAUCUUGUUCUUGCUGCCCCGCGCCCAGUGCGCAUCGCCACGUUCUCUCACAUGCACACCAGUCCCAUCCGUCAGCACAUCCGUCUCGCCUCUGUCCCCGUCCCAGACAACAACAGCUCUGAGGAGCAAGGCCGCAUCUCCGCAUCUCCUCGCGCUGUAUCUCCACGGCCCAGUCUCUCGUCAGAAGCUCUCGAGGAAUUUCUGUCUAUCCUCCGCUUCCCUCCCCAGUCCCCUACCCUCCGUGCCCGCCGUCACCCUAGCCACAACCUGGCCUUUGCUCACGACCGCUCUCAUUCUCUCUCUGCGAAGCCUCUUGAACGCCUCGAAAAUAUCCCCAUACUAUCUCCCGCCUUCGGUGAGGAUGCCCGUUCUCCUGGUAAACAGAUCGGGGCGCGCAUCACUAGCCCCUCCCUCCGCCCUCCUCGUGAAGAGGAUGAGGAGAACCGGGUGACACCUCCCCCUUCAUUCCGCGUAUGGGCGAACGGCCCACUUGCAUCACCUGUCUCCCGCCUUCAAACUCGCAACCCCUUCCAGCGCGACCCAUCCUUCGAGAACAAAGGCCCCGGUCUUCUCCUUUUCCCUACCUUGCCGUCUACCUCGCCUGCGCCGCCUGUGUUCCAGUCGGUCAAUAUCUCUCCGUCUCUAGUCCCUCUUCCGUCUCCGACUCCAAGCGAGUUUGACGUCGACUCACCUUUCUGAGUCCAUCACUCCUGUGAUACCCAUGCCAACUAGCCAUGUCCCCAUCAUUCUCGAAUCAGAUAUUUAUCAUUAGCUAUACCCCGUCAUUGCCAGCGAGCUGACGGCCACUGUACGCUUCCGCGUCUUGUACAUAUCACUACCAUUCUAUCGUGUCCUAUCUCGUCGUCCUUGUUCCUUGUUCGUAUCGCUGUCAACAAAUGUCCUAUCUCUCCAUGUUAUAUCCUCACAGCCAUAUUUAGCGUAAACCUUUUUUGAUGCUCUCCCACAUUUUCCCUGUCCUCCUUUUCUCCCUUUCAGGCCGCGAUCGCUGUCUUGAUCGUCCUUUCGGAUUCUGGUGUGCUACCCUGUCUAUUUACCCCUAACUAUAUACUCGCGACCAUAGUAAUACUCAUACACUCCCCUCGGGCUGCUACUUUUUUGGACUACUUAUGACGUUUUGUUCCCCUCUCAUUCGUAUUUCUCUUCCUGCGUUGAGCUCAUCCUGUCGCCGUCGUUCUUCCUAGCGUCAUUUGUUCUCGCUUCGUAUCCGUUCUGUCCGAUCCUUAUUCGUUGACUGACUGAUUGUCUACUUACUAUCUCUCUCGCUCGGCGUACUCUAGUUU
Stereum hirsutum FP-91666 SS1 is the source of this 1380-nucleotide messenger RNA. RefSeq lists its product as uncharacterized. The record is from RefSeq and is a predicted model, not a curated record. The transcript has 3 exons. The coding region runs from base 59 to 778 and encodes 239 amino acids. Lineage: Eukaryota; Fungi; Basidiomycota; Agaricomycetes; Russulales; Stereaceae.